Molecule: messenger RNA, 2273 nt
Organism: Frankliniella occidentalis (western flower thrips)
Lineage: Eukaryota; Metazoa; Arthropoda; Insecta; Thysanoptera; Thripidae
Gene: TfIIA-L
Product: transcription initiation factor IIA subunit 1
Exons: 9
Coding region: 126-1397 (423 amino acids)
Biological process (GO): transcription by RNA polymerase II; transcription initiation at RNA polymerase II promoter
Cellular component (GO): transcription factor TFIIA complex
Source: RefSeq, a predicted model, not a curated record
GGGGCGACGGUAGUACAGUACAGCCCGUCUUGUCUGUAUGACCAGCAGGAGGAGGGGAAGGUGGCUUGUUGUAGUACUGGUCGCCUUUUAUCUGAGUAGCUUAAGAUCAAUUAGCUUUUAGAAUAAUGGCGUUGAGUCAGACUGGCGUGUUAAAAUUGUACAACAGUGUCAUUGAGGAUGUCAUCACUGGUGUCCGAGAAGCAUUUUUAGAUGAAGGAGUUGAUGACCAAGUAUUGCAAGAAUUAAAACAACUAUGGGAAAUGAAGUUAAAUGCAAACAAAGCAGUCGAAGUUCCAGAACCAUUGGACCCUGCUCCACCUCUUCUUGGUCAAAAGUCUAAUUCUAAAUCAGGUGGAUCAAAGAAGAGUCAGGCGGCAGCUGCUAAAGCUGCAGCUGCAGCUGCUGCUGCUGCCGUAGUCCCAACGGCAGCAGCAGAAAAUGCUGCCGAUGUGAAAGUUCCAAUAUCAGCCCCUGUUCAAUCAGUGGGAAUGAAUGCAAGUAACGGUGCAACACUAAUGCAGGGCUCAGGCACAAUGCCUCUAGGUCAAGGACUUGCUCAAAGUGGUGUUAGUCAAACAAUUACUACAGCCCAACAGCAGCUAGUCCGACUUCAACAACCUACUCUCCAAUCUACACAAAGUCAGGUUCCACUUAUGAAGAGUCAACCUGUGCAGCAACCCACUACUCAGACAACCCAGCAAACUACUCCGCAGGCACCUGCCCCAGCUUUUGCUUUGGCCUCUGAUCCUAACCGACAGGUACCUAUUCAAAUCACAUUGCCCCCGCAAGCUGGUGUUCCUGAUGCUCAACCUCGAGUACUUACAAUUCAUGUACCUGCAUCUGCAUUAACAGGUAACCAGCUACAGCAAGUUCUCACUGGUCCUGUCAUAUCCGCCACCAUGAAUCUGCCUUUGGCCCUGGCUUGUUCUCUAUUGCAACAACAUGUUAAUGCAGCUCUCCAGGGACAAGCUGCUAAUGCAGCAGCUCAGUUGCAGUCUUCUAAUAAUCAAAAUAAUGGAGUUACCACUUUUGGUCAUCAAAACCAAACCGCAAACACCAUAUCACAGUUAGAUGGAGCACUUGACACAUCUGAAGAAGAAGAUGACGAUGAUGACGAUGAUGAUGACUUUGAUGAAGAUGAUGACAUUGAUGAACAUGAGGAUGAUGAAAACAACGAAAACGAGGGUGGCGCUGAAGAAGAACCUUUGAAUUCAGAAGAUGAUGUAAGUGAUGAUGACCCUCAAGACCUUUUUGAUACUGAAAAUGUAGUUGUGUGCCAAUAUGACAAGAUUACUAGAACUCGUAACAAGUGGAAAUUUUAUCUGAAGGAUGGUAUUAUGAACUUAAAUGGUAAAGAUUUUGUCUUUCAAAGGGCAACUGGAGAUGCUGAGUGGUGAACAUGUAUGACCAAGUCAGCAAUGCUGAAUUUGGAAAGGCAACAGAGAAAUUGUAGAAAUGUCUCUUCUUUAAUGCAAUUUACCAAUGUGAAAGACCUGCAUAUUGUUUGGUCUGUUACCAAAGGGGAUGUGUUGAUGUGUUCACUGGUUUCUCAGCUAUUUGAUCUCUGUGAAGAUGAAAAUGGUUGUAAUUGUGGGUGUGCACAUUAGGUUCUACUGUAAGUAUUGUACAAUAAGUUUGUCAUUAAUCUUGUACAUUGGUAUUCAUGUCCAUCACUGCUGGAUCAGACUUCUUAGUUAUGUACGUAUGUUAAUUUCCCUGCAGAGCAGAUUGGCUGGCCAGUCAUUGGCUGCAUUUGGAGUGCUUUGUUUUCCAUUGCAUUGACUGGCGUUUCAGCUUGUACCUGCUUUAAUUCCUUUCCAUUUUUUGUGUGUUUUUUUUUUUUUGAACUGAUUUUUCUGGAUUGCCAGAAGUAGUCAUGUAUAUUGAUCAUUGAUCUGUCUUGUCAGCAUCCCCUUCCUGUAGGAUUUAUAUCUUAAGGGCGCAAAAGCCAAUCGUUCUUGCUAUUAAGUAAAACUAAUGUAAUUGUGAUAUUAACUAUCAGAAGAUAUGGCCCAUAGAACCUGUAACUUAUUUAAAUGCAUCACGCUGUAUUUCUAGACAUUGUUUGCUAUGUUGGUCACUAAUGAAAUAAUUGUUUCAGUUCUUGUUAAAAUUAAAUUGGUUUUCUUUAUAUCCUGGAACAAUGAACUCAAUUUUUAUUCUUUUGUAUUGUCAUUUUCAAAGUAUUCCUGCAUUCCUUAUCACAGUUGCUCAAAGUGGAAUGUAUGUCCAGUUUAUGUACAUCUGUAGAAUACUAGUGUCUUUGUUUUGUA